AUGGCCAGAACUGACGGUGGAAAAAAACCCUCUCAACUCUCUCAACUCAAACAAUCCAUUCGUACAGCAGGUUUAUCACGAGUCUCAAAACCUCCAAUUCCUGGUCGGUCCGGUGAUAGAGGUGGCAAAAAAACCAGAAGCUCACUCAGCACAAGCCAGAAUCUGUUCGACUUGAAGUCAUCAAAGGUCAAGUUUCCAACGAGUAACUUAUCAAAUCAACGUCAAAAUGGAUCUCUUCGAGGUGCUUCCAAAAACUCCCUCGUCAAGACGGUUGGAAAACCUGCUCAGUCCGCUACCCAAGCCCAUCAACGCCGGGUUGAAAAACUGCUGCCUGAAUAUCGUAAUCGUCAUAAAUCAACAAACUUUCUCGACAAACGAUUUGGUGAAGGAGAUUCGUCUCUAACCCCAGAAGAAAAGGCCUUGGAGAGAUUCACAAAAGAACGUCAGAUGAGACUUCCUGGAGGCGCUAAGAGAAAUAUUUUCAACCUAGACGACGACGCAGAAGGUCUGUACGAUGAAGACGGAGAAGCUGAUGGCGGCCUGACUCACAGAGGCAUGGAUUUGGAUCUUGAUGAUGACGAGGUCGAAAAUGGUCGCGAUGAUGAUAUUCUCCAGUUGAACAAACAGCCUUUGAAUUUACAUAACAUUGAUAAUCGUGCCGAAGACAACGAAGAUAGGCAGAAAUCUAAAGCUGAAGUCAUGUCGGAGAUCAUCACUAAGUCCAAAGCUCAUAAAUAUGAGCGCCAACAGAUGAGAGAUCAAGACGAAGCUCUCAGGUAUGAUUUAGACGCAGAACUGAAAGGCAUUCGAUCCCUUUUACUCGGCUCGGCGCCCAAGCCUCCUACAAACACCAUUUCUGACACUCGCGCAAACGCACAAUCUGAUAAUUCGCAUAAACUAUCAAAUACUGAUCCUGACGAAGAUAUGUACGAUCGGUUUGUGCGCGAGUUGGCUUUCGACCCGCGGGCCAAGCCAUCCGACCGCUUGAAGACUGCUGAGGAAGUGGCUUUAGAAGAGGCUGAACGCUUGAGGAUGUUAGAACAGAAGCGCCUGAAGCGUAUGAGAGGUCUCGAUGAUGAUGAUGAGGAAGAGGAGGAAGGUGGAAAAAAGAAUGGGAGAUCGAAAAGAAAGCCCGAAGCUGACGAUUUGGAGGAUGACUUUGUCUCAGAUCAAGGGGAGGAAAAAGAGUGGAGUCUUGGCGAAGGUCUUCGACCUGAUGGGGCAUUCGGUGCAUCUGCUCAGGAGCAGGAAGGCUCUUCCGACGUGACAUCUGACUCGGAAUGUAACUCUUCCGAUAACGACAACGACCAGGAAAGCGAUGUCAGUGACUGGGAAGGUAUCUCUGAUAGUUCACACAAGGAGAAGGAAGGCGAAGACUGCGACUCCCUCCCUGUACGAUCACUGGUUUCUAGCACAAUUCAGGAUCAGCCUUUGACGAAAGCCUCCGCCACCCGAGAUCCUACUCAGGAGCUGGCUUAUACCUAUCCAUGUCCCACUUCACAUGCCGAUUUUCUUUCUAUCAUAUCACAACAAUGCGUGAAAAGCGCUGAACUACCCACUGUGGUUCAGCGUAUUCGAGUAUUGUACCAUCCCUCACUGGGAGAAGAUAACAAAUCCAAGCUUACCACCUUUACUAAUGUCCUAAUUGAUCAUGUAAUUCAUAUCACAUCUCUCCACAAAUCCGAUUCUUCAGCAUCACCCUUUGGCUUAGUCAACAAAUUAUUACCCCACAUCAUAAGCUUAUGUCAAUCAUUUACGCAAUCCGCCGCUAUGCAUUUUGUUUCUAAACUCGGAAUUAUGCAGAAAAAUCUUACUCAGGCGUUGAUUGGACAGACGGGUACAGGAUGGCCGGGACUCUGCGAGCUAACCUUACUCAGGCUGAUCGGUCUUAUUUGGUCGACUUCAGACUUCAGUCAUCCCGUUGUGGCCCCAGCCGUCCUUAUAAUCUGUCAGUACUUGAAUCAGCUCCAAGUCAAGAGAUAUAGAGACAUGAUGAGUGGCCUCUUCAUGUGUACACUCAUUCUCCAGUAUGAAGCACUGUCGAAGCGUUUGGUUCCAGAAGCCAUCAACUUUCUUUUGUUGUCGGCUAUGCGACUCACUUCUUCGAAGCUGGAUCUUGCGUCUAUUCCAAUGCCUGUACCGGCUCCAGAAGGCACUGAUACUACGAUGUUCCCUCUGAGUGAGGAAGUCUCCGCGAGUCUACAACCUCAGACACUCGACUUUGUCUCACUCUUGACCAAAGAAGACCAGCCCGGCACGCCCUAUCCAUCCGAGCAAGAUAAGGUGGACACAUUAGAUGUGAUUUUAUCUCUCUUGGCAAACUAUGCCACACUAUAUAGCUCAUCGCCUCACUACACCGAAGUGUUUUCAACCGUGCUGAGCCUGAUCAAAUCCAUUGACUGUCACACUCUGAUAUGCGAGGUGACCAAGAUGCGUUUGAAGGAACUGAUAGAAACUAUAGAAACUCAAUUGGCGACAGCAAAGAGAAUCAGACAGUUGAACCCGUUACGUUUACAACUCCAUCGCCCUAUCCCUAUCAAACCACAGACCCCCCAAUUUGAGUCGACCUUUACACCUAAACAAAAGGAAUUCAACCCUGACUCGGCUCAAGUUGAAGUCAACAAGCUCAAGUCGUUGAUUAAAAAGGAGAAGAAAGGAGCGAUGCGAGAGCUAAGAAAGGACAACAAGUUCUUAGCUAUCGAGAAGGCCAGAGAGAAAGAUGAAGCUGAUCUAGCCUAUAAGACAAAGAUCGCACGCAUCACAGCAGGGUUACAGCAAGAGCGUUCAGAGGAAAAGAAGCAAGAACGGACAAAAGUACGACUGAAAAAGUUGGACAAACUCAGAGGCUCGAAGAAAUGA
Melampsora larici-populina 98AG31 is the source of this 2859-nucleotide messenger RNA. RefSeq lists its product as uncharacterized. Gene Ontology annotation, biological process: maturation of SSU-rRNA. The transcript has 5 exons. Gene Ontology annotation, cellular component: Noc4p-Nop14p complex; nucleolus; small-subunit processome. NCBI's taxonomy places the organism in Eukaryota, Fungi, Basidiomycota, Pucciniomycetes, Pucciniales, Melampsoraceae. The coding region runs from base 1 to 2859 and encodes 952 amino acids. The record is from RefSeq and is a predicted model, not a curated record.